Messenger RNA from Gracilinanus agilis (Agile Gracile Mouse Opossum), 1707 nucleotides. Its product is annotated as zinc finger protein 883-like. Lineage: Eukaryota; Metazoa; Chordata; Mammalia; Didelphimorphia; Didelphidae. Gene Ontology annotation, biological process: negative regulation of transcription by RNA polymerase II; regulation of cytokine production; regulation of immune system process. The transcript is spliced from 5 exons. The record is from RefSeq and is a predicted model, not a curated record. The coding region runs from base 1 to 1707 and encodes 568 amino acids.
AUGGCGACCUCCAUUGGAGCCCGAACCUGCCUGCCUACCUGCCAGCCUGCUUUGCCUACAGGACUGACUGACUGGUUGAGAAACAAAAUUGGGGACGAGGAGUGGUUGAGUUCCAAAGUGGAAGAGUCCAGUCUUGCUGAACAUCAGAGAAUCCACCCUGGGGAGAAGAAGCCUUAUGAAUGCAUGCAAUGUGGAAAGACAUUCACUUGGAAGUCCAGUCUUGCUGAACAUCAGAGAAUCCACACAGGGGAGAAGAAGCCUUAUGAAUGCAUGCAAUGUGGAAAGACGUUCAGUAGAAACUCUCAUCUUAUUGUACAUCAGAGAACCCACACUGGGGAGAAACCUUAUGAAUGCAAGCAAUGUGGAAAGAUAUUCAUUCAGGGCUCCAAUCUUAGAAAACAUCAGAGAAUCCACACUGGGGAAAAACCUUAUGAAUGCCAGAAAUGUGGAAAGACAUUCACUUGGAACUCCAGUCUUGCUGAACAUCAGAGAAUCCACCCUGGGGAGAAGAAGCCUUAUGAAUGCAUGCAAUGUGGAAAGACAUUCAGUAGAAACUCUAAUCUUAUUGUACAUCAGAGAACUCACACUGGAGAGAAACCUUAUGAAUGCAAGCAAUGUGGAAAGAUAUUCAGUCAGAGGUCUAGUCUCGGAAAACAUCAGAGAAUCCACACUGGGGAAAAACCUUAUGAAUGCCAGAAAUGUGGAAAGACAUUCACUUGGAAGUCCAGUCUUGCUAAACAUCAGAGAAUCCACACUGGGGAGAAGAAGUCUUAUGAAUGCAUGCAAUGUGGAAAGACAUUCAGUAAAAACUCUAAUCUUAUUGUACAUCAGAGAACCCACACUGGAGAGAAACCUUAUGAAUGCAAGCAAUGUGGAAAGAUAUUCAUUCAGGGCUCCAAUCUUAGAAAACAUCAGAGAAUCCACUCUGGGGAAAAACCUUACGAGUGCAAGCAAUGUGGAAAGUCAUUCAGUCAAAGCUCUCAUCUUAUUGUACAUCAGAGAACCCAUACUGGGGAGAAACCUUAUGAAUGCACACAAUGUGGAAAGACAUUCAGUAGAAACUCUAAUCUUAUUGUACAUCAGAGAACCCACACUGGGGAGAAACCUUAUGAAUGCAAGCAAUGUGGAAAAACAUACACUUGGAAGUUCAGUCUUGUUGAACAUCAGAGAAUCCACACUGGGAAGAAACCUUAUGAAUGCAAGCAAUGUGGAAAGAUAUUUAUUCAGGGCUCCUAUCUUAGAAAACAUCAGAGAAUCCACACUGGGGAAAAGCCUUAUGAAUGCAAGCAAUGUGGAAAGACAUUCACUUGGAAGAUCAGUCUUGCUAAACAUCAGAGAAUCCACACUGGGGAAAAACCUUAUGAAUGCAAGCAAUGUGGAAAGACAUUCACUUGGAAGGUCAGUCUUGCUAAACAUCAGAGAACCCACACUGGGAAAAGACCUUAUGAAUGCAAACAAUGUGGAAAGACAUUCACUAGAAACUCUAAUCUUAUUGUACAUCAGAGAACCCACACUGGAGAGAAACCUUAUGACUGCAAGCAAUGUGGAAAGUCAUUCAGUCGAAGCUCUCAUCUUAUUGUACAUCAGAGAACCCACACUGGGGUGGUCAUCAAGAAAAAGCCACUUGGAAGUUUGGUUUGUGCUGCCAUCUCUAUUCUUAAUUCAUCAGAGGAAUUUGCCAAUAAGUCUUUUGUCCUGUUGGACUGA